Molecule: messenger RNA, 2173 nt
Organism: Pogona vitticeps (central bearded dragon)
Lineage: Eukaryota; Metazoa; Chordata; Lepidosauria; Squamata; Agamidae
Gene: PDGFRL
Product: platelet derived growth factor receptor like
Source: RefSeq, a predicted model, not a curated record
CUGCUGUUCUGACGUGCCUUGCUGGCAGCAGAGAAGGGGGCGCCGCUCCGAGCGUCCUUAAUGGGCCCCAGCCGGGCUGACUGGCAGUCCUGAGGGGGGGCCUGAGGGCGGGAAAGGAAAAGGCCGUUCCUUGCAAACGCGCCCCCACCAAUCCGCUUAACCAGACUUGAGGCGAUCUUUGCAUCCCGUCCUCCAGCUUUGAGCUCUUUCUGGACGUCUCUCUCGUCUGAAGAGCUGACGGGAGGGGCUUCGGGACCUUUCUUUUCGCUAACUUUUUUCUCCCGGGGACUCAGGGCGCCUCGGUGUCUUUCUCUUCCCUUCCCGCCAUGAAGCCGUGGCUCUUGCUCAGCCUCCUGCUGCUGCACCAAACGCUGCAAAAUGCUGUUGGUCAGCCUGCAAAGAACAAACGUCCAAAGGAACCAGGUGACAACAGGAUCAAACCUGCUAACAAAAAAAUGAAACCCAAAGCUCCAAAAUUAAAGGAGAGAGAAUCCGCAGAUGCUUCCCCCAAGAUCCAUUCCAUAAUGACACAAGUGAUGGAAAAGGGCCGCUUUCAGAAACCUGCUGCUACUCUGAGCCUUUCUGCUGGACAGAGUUUGGAACUGAGAUGUAAAGGAAAUAAAAUUGGGUGGAGCUACCCAUCUUAUCUCAACACUUUUAAGGAUUCCAGACUCAGUAUCAAGCAACAUGACAGAUAUGGUCAGCUGAUCUUGCAAAAUUCCACUGCAGCAGACACUGGUGAAUAUAGCUGCUGGUUACUGGCGUGCACUAGCUACAGCUGCAAGAAGGAUGAGUCAAGAACAGGAUCAACUUAUAUAUUUUUUGCAGAUAAAGGGGAGCUCUUUGUUCCCUCUCCCAGUUAUUUUGAAGUUGUCUACCUUAAUCCAGAUAAACCUGCAGUGAUUCCUUGUCGAGUGACAAGCCCCUCAGCAAAAGUAACUCUUCACCAGGAGUUUCCAGCAGAAGAAAUAAAAGUAGAUGGAAUCAACAUUAUGUAUGACACGAAGAGAGGCUUUGUUUAUCAGCACCCAACUUCUGAUCACAAAGGAGUGGUAUACUGCAGAGCUGAAUCACGUGGAGAUCCUCAGAUUUCAAUUAAAUACCAGUUGCUUUAUGUGGAAGUUCCUAGCGGCCCACCUUCAACUACUAUCAAAGCAUCGUCCAAUAAAGCAGAAGGUGGAGAGGAUGUCAGCGUUCUGUGCACAGUUUUGGGGGAGCCAGAUGUGGAAGUGGAGUUUAAUUGGAUAUACCCAGGCCAAGAAUAUGAAAGGCCUGUGCUUAUGCAAGACUCUUGGAGGCUGAUCAACAGAGGAAUUGGUCAUACCACGCGAAUCUCAGAAAGCAUUAUUACUAUUGAAGAUUUUGAGACGAUUGAUGCUGGAAAUUACAUUUGUAUAGCCCAGAAUCUUCGAGGACAGACCACAGUGGCUACACACAUUGAACUGAUCUAGUGGAUCGAGCUCUCAGGAGAGAGAAGCAGAACAAGCAAAGGACUGGACUGCUUUUGACAAACUUUCAGUGAAGAACUGUAAGUGAGUAGGGGAAAAUAUUAAUCUAUUAGUUUAAUCUCAUAUAGUAAGAGAAAUGAAAGGGAAUGAUUGACAGCAAAUGUUCAGUGUCCAAAUUUGGAACCCAGAAGCUCCCUAGUUCACACCUUGUAUCUACCAUGACUUUAUUAGAUAGACUUAGGGAAGUCACAUCUUUCCUCUGCCGUUCCCUCCUCCUGCCUGUGCUCAUUUUCGAAAUGUAUAGCCCUGCCUAUGUUGUAAAGAUUGCCAUGAUGCUAUCUUUAUCCAUUUUGAGUACUAAAUGUUCUAGUGCUCUUUCAAACAGUAAUACACAUUUAAAGUGUUUAUUUCUCAUGCACAUUCUUAAUGGUACAAGUUCCUAAAAAAUUAAACUAGACAAGUUGAUUGAAAGACAUACCAUCUUUUAGUCUUCUUGUUUAUCUAGCUGUGCAUAUAGGAAAAAUAAUGGCCAUUGUUAACAGUUACCAAGAAAAUUCCAUGGAUCUUGGUAAAUUGGAGUGUUAUUCUACUUUGCAAAAUUUUAUUUUCUUUCUUUUCUAUUAAUGAGGCACUAGUAUAUAAGUGCUUCUGUGUUUAGUGUUGAAAACACAACAUAUGUGUUACCCUAAAUAUGUUACACAUUAAACAAAACAUUUUGCAAGUUC